This is a messenger RNA of Telopea speciosissima, 1107 nucleotides long. Its product is annotated as bifunctional UDP-glucose 4-epimerase and UDP-xylose 4-epimerase 1. NCBI's taxonomy places the organism in Eukaryota, Viridiplantae, Streptophyta, Magnoliopsida, Proteales, Proteaceae. Gene Ontology annotation, molecular function: RNA binding; UDP-glucose 4-epimerase activity. The record is from RefSeq and is a predicted model, not a curated record. The coding region runs from base 40 to 1095 and encodes 351 amino acids. Gene Ontology annotation, biological process: rRNA processing; galactose metabolic process. Gene Ontology annotation, cellular component: cytosol. The transcript is spliced from 9 exons.
CUGUUUCUCGCGAGUUAGCUUCUUUAGUUUCCCUCCCUAAUGGCUUCCAUCGUCGAUCAGACCAUACUCGUCACUGGCGGUGCCGGUUUCAUAGGCACUCACACUGUUGUUCAACUCCUUAACCUAGGAUUCAAUGUCUCGAUCAUCGAUAACCUCGAUAAUUCGGUGGAAGAAGCCGUCAACAGGGUUAGGAAUUUAGUGGGUCCUGAUUUGUCCAAGAAACUUGAAUUCCAUCUGGGUGACCUUAGGAAUAAAGGGGAUUUAGAGAAGCUUUUCUCUCAAACUAAAUUUGAUGCUGUGAUACAUUUUGCUGGGUUGAAGGCCGUUGGGGAGAGUGUCGCUCAUCCUUUUCGUUACUUUGAUAACAACUUGAUUGGCACAAUUAAUCUGUAUGUUAUCAUGGCUAAAUAUGGCUGUAAACAGAUGGUAUUCUCAUCAUCUGCAACUGUUUAUGGCCAACCUGAAAAGAUUCCAUGUGUUGAGGACUUCAAUCUAGUGGCUAUGAGUCCAUAUGGCCGAACUAAGCUGUUUCUUGAAGAAAUUGCAAGAGAUAUUCAGAAAGCAGAUCCAGAGUGGAAGAUUAUAUUACUAAGGUACUUCAAUCCUGUUGGAGCUCAUGAGAGUGGUCAACUUGGUGAAGAUCCGAAGGGCAUCCCAAAUAAUCUCAUGCCUUACAUCCAACAAGUAGCCGUCGGCAGGCUGCCUGAGCUGAAUGUAUAUGGUCAUGACUAUCCCACUAAGGAUGGUAGUGCGGUUAGGGAUUACAUCCAUGUCAUGGACUUAGCUGAUGGUCACAUAGCUGCCCUGCGGAAGCUUUUUACAACAGACAAAAUAGGUUGUGUUGCUUACAACUUGGGAACUGGGCAUGGCACUUCUGUGCUUGAAAUGGUAACUGCAUUUGAGAAGGCAUUUGGCAAGAAAAUCCCCAUCAAAUUAUGCCCAAGAAGGCCAGGAGAUGCCACGGAGGUUUAUGCCUCUACUGAAAAAGCUGAAAGGGAACUUGGCUGGAAGGCGAAAUAUGGUGUAGAGGAGAUGUGCAGAGAUCAAUGGAACUGGGCAAGAAAUAAUCCGUGGGGUUAUCAGUCCAAGCCUUGAGGAGUAUACAUA